AAAAGUUAAAAUAAAAAUAGCUGUAAUAUUGUUUUUUAACAAUUUAUAUCGAAAAUAAAAAGAUAUUUGUGUCGUGUCCGAUUCUCUCUCACAUAAACUUGUAGAAGAGUAAAUUUUGUUUUGCCGCAAGUCUAGGUUUUAUAUGUGAUAUAUGAGUGUACAUUCGCGCGGAAAUUCUGACUUUGGUUAACACUGUAACAGUGUAACAAAAGUAUUCAAAGUUUCAGAAAUUGUAAUUGAAUCAAAUAUACAAAGAUGUGGUCAUCAAAUUUAGAUAGUAGUGCAACUUUCGAGGGUGGAUUUGCAAAUAACAGCACUAGGGAAGAUCAAGAUGCUACAAAAACACGAAGAGCACAAACUACUGUACCUGUUAUGAUACGACAUUUGCUUUCUACCGGCUCUACCGAAGAUGUAACAAUUUGGGGUAUUCCUGUACGUAUGUUUUCGUUAGUUGCAAUUGUACGUAAUGUCGAAGAAACUGCAACGAAAAUAUCAUACAACAUUGAGGAUGAAACAGGUACUAUUGUUGCACUUAAGUGGUUAGAAGCAGAUAGGAAAACAACAGAUCGUACUAUGUCAGUUAAUACAUACAUUCGUUUGGUUGGUUUACUCAGGGAACAAAAUGAUAAACGACAUGUUCUUAUUUUACGAAUGUGGCCAUUACAGAGCUUGAACGAAUUAACAAACCACAUACUUGAAGUUACUUAUGUGGCAUUAAAAGCUGAAGCAAUGGCCAAACAAAAUAAUGAAUUAAGUCAUGCAAAUGGUAAUAUGACAAUGUCAAGUUCAAAACCAGUUGAAGAUUCUGCUGAUUAUGGAAUGACAUCAGAGCAAAGUUUGAUUUAUAAAAUCAUACAUGCUCAAAAUGAUACUGAGUCUGGAAUUGAGAGGUCUGAAAUCAAAGCAAAAGCACCAAAAACAAUUCUUUCGAGAGUAGAUACUAUAUUAGAUUUUCUAGUUUCUGAAGGUCAUAUAUAUACUACAAGUACAGAUGAUCACUUUAAAACUACUUAAGUAAUAUAUGUUAUGUAAACUACUGUUAUAAGUUACGGAUAUUUCUUUUUGAUAAUGUUUUUUGAUCAUUAAAUUUCGCUUUUUAAUACCACACCAAUUAUACUGCAUCUCUGGUGAAUUUCUGGCAUCUAUAAAUUUACUCGAGUAAACUUAAGUAUGUUAAUUUAUAAUUUUAUAUCAUGUUAAACAGAUAUACAUAAGUUCAUUAUAUAUGUAUUAAAGUAUUAAAUUUAUUUUUCUAUUUUUAUUUAAAUAAAUACUCCAAAAAUUAAU
Megachile rotundata (alfalfa leafcutting bee) is the source of this 1287-nucleotide messenger RNA. RefSeq names its product replication protein A 32 kDa subunit. NCBI's taxonomy places the organism in Eukaryota, Metazoa, Arthropoda, Insecta, Hymenoptera, Megachilidae. Gene Ontology annotation, biological process: nucleotide-excision repair; double-strand break repair via homologous recombination; DNA replication. The record is from RefSeq and is a predicted model, not a curated record. Gene Ontology annotation, cellular component: nucleus; DNA replication factor A complex; chromosome, telomeric region. Gene Ontology annotation, molecular function: single-stranded DNA binding.